AUGAGUGGACGCCUGAGUGCCCAUGCGGCAUUGAACGUCAACAUAUCCACCUGGCGCAAAAACUGGUGUAUUUAUCCGUCACCAGAUUACAUCGACCUCGCCCUCCCUCUGCCCGAGGACACGAAGACGUACUGGCUGCCCAAGGCUGCUCGAACAGCUUACUUGGAGCAGGACUCUCUUUCUGGGAUCAUCUUCCCGCUCAAGCAGCAGCGAUAA
Messenger RNA from Gamsiella multidivaricata, 216 nucleotides. RefSeq lists its product as uncharacterized. NCBI's taxonomy places the organism in Eukaryota, Fungi, Mortierellomycota, Mortierellomycetes, Mortierellales, Mortierellaceae. The transcript has 2 exons. The record is from RefSeq and is a predicted model, not a curated record. Bases 1 to 216 code for a protein of 71 amino acids.